Messenger RNA from Epinephelus fuscoguttatus (brown-marbled grouper), 5550 nucleotides. RefSeq names its product nudix (nucleoside diphosphate linked moiety X)-type motif 3b (gene nudt3b). The transcript has 5 exons. Gene Ontology annotation, molecular function: endopolyphosphatase activity; diphosphoinositol-polyphosphate diphosphatase activity; bis(5'-adenosyl)-hexaphosphatase activity. The record is from RefSeq and is a predicted model, not a curated record. NCBI's taxonomy places the organism in Eukaryota, Metazoa, Chordata, Actinopteri, Perciformes, Serranidae. Gene Ontology annotation, cellular component: nucleus; cytoplasm. Gene Ontology annotation, biological process: diphosphoinositol polyphosphate metabolic process; diadenosine hexaphosphate catabolic process; adenosine 5'-(hexahydrogen pentaphosphate) catabolic process. Bases 184 to 720 code for a protein of 178 amino acids.
GCGGCUCCUUGUAAUGGCGACCGUGCCGUAGAUGUGCCUAGGUUUGUGAAAAUGAAGCGAAGAAGAAGUUAUUUCUUUUAAGUAAAACGCCGAGGUUCCCCGGAGGAGGACUUUGCGUCUACAACCAUCACCUUUAUAAGUGGUAAACUUAGCUGUACUUUUGAACUUUUGUGCCCUUUUGAAAUGAUGAAGCUCAAGUCGAACCAAACCCGGACGUACGACGGGGACGGCUACAAGAAGCGGGCCGCCUGCCUGUGCUUCAGGAGCGAGAGCGAGGAGGAGGUGCUGCUGGUGAGCAGUAGUCGACAUCCUGACAAGUGGAUAGUUCCUGGAGGGGGCAUGGAGCCAGAGGAGGAGCCCAAUGUUGCUGCAGCUCGAGAAGUGUGUGAAGAGGCCGGUGUGAAGGGGACUUUAGGUCGCUUAGUCGGAGUAUUUGAGAACCAGGAGAGGAAACACAGAACCUACGUCUACGUUCUUAUUGUAACAGAGUUGCUGGAGGACUGGGAGGACUCGGUCAACAUUGGGAGAAAAAGGGAAUGGUUUAAAAUAGACGAUGCCAUACAAGUGUUGCAGUGUCACAAGCCUGUGCAGGCCACCUACUUCGAGGCUCUCCAGGAGAGUUGCCUGACCAGUAACGGAACACCUUUGGUGGCCACGAUAGGCGGGGACCUCUCCCCUACCUACAGCAUCAAUCAGAGCUCCGUCUCGGGUAUCAGAUAACUAAAACCAUAACUCUGACACCUUUCGGGAGCUUUCACCACCACUUGCGCUCUUACUUGUGUCAUUUCUCUUUCUCUUCUCUGUUCUUCUCUUUUCUCUCUCUGUCUCAAUAACAUGGUUUGCCUUGCCAACUCCUUUGUGCCAGAACUGUGGCACAGACUUGAUGACAAGUGUCGGUUGAAUAGUCUGAAACACUUUGUAAAUGUAAAUGUAAUUUUUGACCCCUAUUUUUUUUUUCUUUUUACUGACAACUGCAUGAAAUGUCCCCUCGUUCCCCUCAUCCUCUUUCCUUAACGCGCCCUUAGCGUGGUGUUUAUUGAAUGCAAGAACUACUUUUUACUGUUGUAAUGUAAAAGUGUAUACUUAGUGCUUAAGCUGAAGGCUUUUGGUGGUCUUUUUAAAGUCUCCUCCAUUUGUUUUUUUUCGGUUAUUUUUUCUGUGAAUGAAUGUGCCCAUUAGUGUACUCCCUCCCCCCUGUUAAUAAGGAUAGGAUAUGUCGUCUGUAUCUGGAUGAACAGAAUUGUGGGAAGUGACUUGUCUUGCAUGAGCACUGUUAUGUUGUGUCUCACUCGCUCGAGUGACCUGAUGCUGACUGUGCAACAGACUCGUGGUAAGGUCUUUUGGAUUCUCUUCAUUUUGCUCCUUAUCGUGGUUAUCGAUGUCUCUCUAAUCAGAAGGAUACGGCUCCUCGCUAGUUUUUCCAAUCUCAAGUGUCAACUGUGUUUCUCUCAUAUUUGGGAAGCUAGCCAAGCACUACAGGUUUCACUCUCAGACACAGACAUCUAUAUACUGUAACGAGAGAGAAAGAAUGUCAACAUACAAUGUCAAAUGAACCACCUUUCUCCUCAGUGUCUUUACCUCCUUUUAAUCCUUUUUUUGUUUUCUUUUUUUUAAAACCUGCUUUCUUGUGACAGACUACAAAGUCUUCCUCCACACACUGAGAGGGUAGAAGUAGUAGAUUUAAAAAAAAAAAAAAUCAUGGACUUGUAAUUUCAAAAUGCAGCACAUAUCACUUAAGUUAUUAAAAACCAUUUCCAUAUUUUACUCCUCACAUUCAGUUUGGUUAAAAGCAAUUGUUUACACUGUGUUGGUAACGGCACAGGUGACUUUAGUGGGCACUCAUUAUGGUCUUUUUUUUUUUUAUUUACCCUUUCUGUUAGUAUUUAAUCUGCAUCCCCAAAAACACUCAAAACACCUGCUUGACAUCGAACGUAAUGGAAUCUAUAAUGCUGAUGCAGAACAAACAAGCCUUGUACAGUUUGAGACCUCGUUUUUAACAUGUAAAAUGCUUUUGGAUACUAGUUCUUUUUUUUGUUUCUUUGUUUUUAUGUUUUUUUCUCUCUAACGUCUGGCAAAAGUCUCUUUAGCCGAGCUGCGUCACUUUGGCCUCGAUGUGGCGUGAGGCAGCUGGCUCAAUACUGUGAAACUGGAGGCGCUGUAGAUAGCAUGUUAGAGGUUUUUAUUGUAAAUUGUUUAUUUCUGUAUAGAUCAAAGGUGAGAGUACAAAUGACAAAACACCUCUUACACAUCUGUGAGUCCGACGUGUCAUUUCAACUGAGGCUGGAGGGACAGAUUGAUCUCGUGCCGUUGGCUUUGGAGCUGUUGGGGUAUUUUCUCUAGAGAGAGAGAGAGCGAGAGCUUACAGCACAUCAGAGGCUAAAGAACAAGGACUGAGGCUGUUGGUGAGAGUUAAGAGCCUAUUUAUAAGCAAAUAUUCUGGAAAUCCUUUUCUUUUUCUUUUUUAUGGCAAAACAGAUUUGUGACAGUGAGAAAUUACUGUUCUUUGGCUACGUUAUAGUCUGAGUUUCCAAAACCACUACUUAGUUUAAAAGUAAAGCCAACCUGAAGCUUCUUUUCUGGCCAGCAGCUGUUCCACUUUCCCCAGUUUUCCCACUGAGGGUUUCUUUUGUUGGUCUUUCUCAAAAACUUCAAACAUGAUACUGUGGUUUUCUGUCCAUACUCAGAUCUGUAAGAUUUUUUCUUGGCCACUUGGGUGCAGUGGAAACAAGCUGUAAACGUUACUCUGAAAUCAUUUUUUUUUAGGUUUAUAUGGAAAACUUGUUGGCAAACAGUUGCCUGUUGACACAUCUGUGACUCUUGUUUGUGUCCGCUUGAUAAAAGUAAUGCUGUGUUCACACUCUGAGCGACACAGCAACAGUGUGGCCAGCUGAGUUGCCGUUGAAGUGUUGCUCAAGUGGUCGUUGACGUAGUUACAUCAUCACGGGUCUGUGCGUGUCUGCUGUUGGCGACAAAUGCUGUAAUCCAGUGUACUUGAAACUUUGAAAAAAAAAAAGGCAACGUCUGACAUGGAAAAGUGUGAUCUAACAGUCCUCUAGUUCGGAAUUUAGAGUUGGACACUAAGGCGCGAUCCGUCGAGUUCGCCAACAUAAACACAUCUGAAGUCACAGCAACAUGGCGGCAAACAAAGUUAACCUAGCGGAAUUACCUUUUCAUCAGUUUCACUUCUUGUAGUGUUUGUGUGUGUUCUACAACGUAACACUAUUGACUGUGGUUCACACUAUUAGGCUCAGCACAUUAAAACCAUUUUGAACUGCUGUACGUUAUCUAAAUGAGCAAAGACAAGCCAGACAGUUGACUGACUUUACACGCUGUUUCUUGUCACUAAUGGAUCGGAAGUUGGGAGCAUCUACUCGGAAAUUAUCGACUUUGUUGCAGUAGAUUGCAGGAAAAGCACCGCGACUUAACAGCAUCUAAAAUUUGUAUUUGGUAGCAGCAAAAUCAACACAAAACAAAAACAUGAUUGGUUGAGGCCUCAAUGGAGUGCUGAAAAAAUUGAGGCCAGCUCAACUUUAAGUGUUGGGCGUCAGUUUGUAGCUUCAUGUCACCGCCUUCCUUUGAAAAUGACUUACAGCCUGUUGCUCUGUUUCUCAUAGUGUGAACACAGGAUUAGGAUAAUUACCGCCUAUCUUUUUGCUUUGUUUUGGUCUCCUCCAGUUCCUGAGGUUAAUAUCAGGCUCCUUAGAAUGUAAACGCUCCACUAUCAUCACCUGCGAGACACCAAAUUUGCAAGCUGCCUCAUGUAAGCAGGUAGCGCACGUUGGUUUUCAUAGCUGUUUAUAUGCUGUAAGAGUGAACUUAAACAUCAAAGUUGUGGGCCAUGGACAAAUUAGCCUACACACUGUUCAAAGAAUGCGACCAUAUGCGGCUUCAGACCACCUCCAAAUGUGGUCUGGGUGAUUGGAUCUCAAGACGUGUUAGCUUUCAUACGAGUUGUCAUGUCAGCCACGGUUAUUAUAGAGACAUUGAUUGUAGCAGCGCUAAAUUGUUUAUGGAUACUAAACUCUGAGUCAUUUCAAUACAGAUUAGUCUCAGAACUCAGAAAACUACAGCUCUGAUACAGUUUUGAUCGUGCACCUAUUGCUAAGGCUCAUGGGAGCUGUAGUUUGUGGAUGCAGACAAAGUUUAAUUGUUUAAUCUUGGUUAUAAUGAUGUGGUGCUCAAAGGUGACCGACCAGUACUGUAGCAGACACUCAUUUAACUUUGAUUAUGGACAGAAGACUCCAGUAUCAUGACUCAGUCCUUCAAAAAAGCCUUCAUGGGAAAUUAGACUGAGAACUGAGAGCUGGGGGAUCAAGAGCUAACCUAGAAAAGAGGCAGGAAGGAUCUCUACAGUGACAGCAGUGGUGGUGGUUGUCUUUACUUGUGGUGUUUUCUCCCAGUUGUUUGAAGGGGCACAAUCCAGCCAGCAAAUUUAAUUUAAGACGGAGUCCUUUAUACUCCCUGAAUAAAGAGAAAAACAUUUAGUGAACAUGGAAGGAGUGUGGAGUCUCCUUCACAACAGUUUGAGACUUUGACCUCAUUUUAUUGCUGCGAAUCAGAAAGGUGUGGUGGCCAAAGUCUUACUUUACGAUGCCCUAUUUGGCACUUCAUGAGAGUUCGUGUUGAUUAGACCUUUAAGUCUGUACUGAAAUGUGCAAUCGGAUGUUAAGGGGAUGAUAUACGGUUAAAAAAUUUCAAAUUCUCUGAAAGUAAUUGGUGAUUUAAUUAGCUCUUGGUGGUUGGAUGCGGGUGACAGGUACUGUCAAAAUGAAUGUGAGGAGGAUUUCCACAUGUAACAGCCAGUGACUUAAUUAUUAAUGACCACUUGUUUUUGAUCCAUACUUUUUUUUUUAGUUGUUCUUUAAUCUGUUGUGUUGUUGACAAGCUAAUGUCUUGUAAAUAGCUAACACAGCACCCUUACAGCCAGAGGACGCACUUUGGCAACGGUUAAUAAGGAUUAGAGUCUUUUUUUUUUUUUUUUUUUAAACAAUUCCCUUCUAACUCGAAAUUUAGGCACUUCCUGUCAGUUGUAAAGUGGAGUUGAGAUGGAGCAUCUACCCUAUCUCAAUUGGCUCUUUUGUAUGACAUUAAAGCUUCUGAACUUUGGGGAAGACAAUUAAAAAGAGAGCUUCAAAACAGCCACUUCCUUUCCUAACCAAAGGUGAUGGUUUGAACUUGUAUUGCCCCAUCUUGUGGCCAAAGCAAAAAAUAUAUUAAAAGCACAUCACUUUGCAGCUGAGGAUUGUAACAGUAUCCUUUAGCGCGAGAGCCAAAUGGUCAUUUUCAUAACUUAAUGAAUUUAGUAAUUAGACAUUAACUGAAAAAGCUCUUAAAAAAAGAUCGACCCAAAAUACUAGCAAUUGACUAACAAACUAAACACACGUGCACCUGACCUCAGCCUUGAAGUGACAUUCUCCAAGGUAUACGUGUCACUGGAAUUUUUCUUUUCCUCUCUUUUGUCAUUUGGGACUGUGGAAUAAAACCAGUGCGAGAAGACUGAAGAUUGUAAUAUAAAUGUGCCAACAAAUAAACACCAGUAUUUCACAUUCA